CUUUAAUAAACUUGCACACAUAUAUAGGUGUUAUACUUGAGGGAGACUCCGUGUUCUAUGAUCAUUACCAUCCCGUUUAACAUAGUUAUUUCAUUUUGUAUUACAUUGUUCUAAGUUGUGCGGGACAUCCAACUUCAAAAUGUUUUCUAAUCACAUGGCGACAAUUGUUCGGCUUGCUGCUCAGCAGCAACAACAACAACAAAAACGUGGUAUGGCAACUCUUAAAGCAAUUUCUAUAAGAUUAAAGUCUGUAAAGAAUAUUCAAAAAAUUACUCAAUCAAUGAAGAUGGUGUCAGCCGCUAAAUAUAAUAGAGCAGAAAGAGAUUUAAAACAAGCUAGACCUCUUGGAGUUGGUACAAAAACAUUUUAUGAACAAGCUGAAAUUCAGGCACCACCAGAUGAUGAGAAAAAACUUGUAAUAGCAAUAACAAGUGAUCGUGGAUUAUGCGGUGCUGUACAUACUGGGGUUUCUCGUAACAUUAGAGAUGCUCUUCUAGCAGAUCCCAAAGAACGCGAAAAUACGAAAAUUAUAUGCGUUGGUGAAAAAUCACGAGCGAUUUUAUCACGCUUGUUUGCUAAUAAUAUAUUGUUUGUUGCAUCUGAAGUUGGUCGUAAACCACCUACAUUUAAUGACGCUGCUAAAGUAGCAAAUCAAAUUUUGAACAGCGAGUACAGUUUUGGUUCUGGCCGCAUUGUCUACAAUCGAUUCAAGUCUGUAGUAUCAUAUGCUGUUGAUCAGUUACCUCUUUUUGACAAAACUGCAGUAGUCAGUGCACCAAAAUUAUCUAUAUAUGACUCUCUGGAUGAAAAUGUAAUUCAAAGCUAUCUGGAAUUCUCUCUAGCUUCUUUAUUAUUCUAUUCCAUGAAAGAAGGUGCUUGUAGUGAACAGUCAAGUCGUAUGACUGCUAUGGAUAAUGCUAGCAAAAAUGCAGGAGAGAUGAUAGAUAAAUUAACUCUAACAUUCAAUCGUACUCGACAAGCUGUAAUUACUAGAGAACUGAUUGAAAUUAUUUCUGGUGCUGCCGCUUUGGAUUAAAGAAAUAUGUAAUAUACAUUGAAAGAAGAACACACCAUAGUGUUGGGAAGUAGAUCAGAAUGAUAUUGUCAAUUGAUAAUUGAUUUUACUAAAAAUUUUCUGAAAAGAAAAUUUUUAGCGAUUUCUUCAAAUCGCCACAAAUGAUCAAACAUUUAAAAAUACACCAAUAUUUAUAAACCCAACAUAAAAAUAAAUUGUUGAAAAAUGUUUAUUGAAAUAUUUUGUUUGUCACUUCUAUGAAGUUUUAUAUUAUUAAUGCAAAUAAAGUUGUAUAUACGCAAAUAGUAUAUAUUACGUAUUUACAUAGAUAUUUACAUAUUUAAAAGUAAAUGUAUAAUUAUAAUUUAUUAUUAGUAUUUACUACUGCAUUUAUUUGAUAAAAAAUUUAGGCUUUGAUUCUGAAUGAUCUUCGUCAUUGAUUAAGAUGAAAUUUGGAGAGUGUUAUGAGGACUAUGAAAGAACUUUUUUGACAUAUUUACAAUUUGAAAUAUUUACAAUUAUUUACUCAUUUGAUUUUACAAUUUUACGAUCAUCAUAUGAAAAAUCAAUCACCAUUAUAUAAAAAAGGAGGACAACCUAUGUUCAAAUUGUAAUUUGGAGUGUUUAGAAUGUCUGAUGCAUUUAAAAGCAACCAAACAUAUGCAACUUGCAGUUUGAAU
Molecule: messenger RNA, 1695 nt
Organism: Heterotrigona itama
Lineage: Eukaryota; Metazoa; Arthropoda; Insecta; Hymenoptera; Apidae
Source: the annotation of a GenBank genome assembly